Messenger RNA from Plasmodium gaboni, 3669 nucleotides. RefSeq lists its product as hypothetical. Lineage: Eukaryota; Apicomplexa; Aconoidasida; Haemosporida; Plasmodiidae. Gene Ontology annotation, molecular function: ubiquitin binding; phosphatidylinositol binding. The coding region runs from base 1 to 3669 and encodes 1222 amino acids. The record is from RefSeq and is a predicted model, not a curated record. The transcript has a single exon.
AUGGAUAAUCGAGGUAUACGUAGAAGGAAAGAAGGACAAGAGAACGAUAUCAAUAUAGAUAAUAAUGGAGACAAAUUUAUUAGAGAGACUUCAAGAAAUAAUAGUAAUAAUUGGAAUAAUAAUAUAAGGAAAUAUGAGAAUGAAAAUAAAAAUAUGCAUAUUAAUAAUUCUUUAAGAAAUAUAACAAGAAAGGGAAUGUCAAGUGAUGAUUCAUCAAAUGAUGGGAAAAAGAAAUCUGCAAGUAUAUUUAAUAGUGCUAAUAUAAGUUCUAUAUCAAAUAAUUGUAUGAAAUCAUUUAAUAAUAUUUUGAAUAAUAUAAAUUAUAAUAUAACGAGUGCAACAACAUUUAAUAUUAAUACUAGUAGUAGUAGUAGUAAUAAUAAUAAUAAUAUAUAUAGUAAUAAUUAUAAUAAUAAUUUACCACUUAGUUCAAAACAAAAUCAUUUUUCAAAUAAUAAUUUCUUACAAAAUCAUAGUAAACAUAGCUUUUCCAAAGGUUUUGGAAUUCAAAAUAAUGUAAAUGUAUACAACCAACAUAAUAAUAUAAAUCAAAGGACUGAUAGUUAUAAUUACAACCACCACAAUAAUAAUAAUAAUAAUAAUAAUAAUAAUAAUUAUCAUUGUGGUAGUAGAAAUGAACCCACACUUAAUAGCCAAGAUUUAGAAAAAUUAUUAAAUAAUAACGAGAACAUAAAUAAAAAUAAUUCGAACAGUAGUUUUGGAAAUAACUUUUGUAUGAAUGAAAUAAAUAGUUUAAAAAAUAUUACAAAUGAUGAUACAUAUGUUACUUGUCUAGAAAAUUUAUUAAGGAAUCAUGGAAAUAUUGAUACGAAUGAAAUGUAUAAAUAUAAUGAUAAAAAUAUUAAUUGUUUGAAUGAUAUAAUAUUUUUAGAUGUAUAUCGAGCUUAUAAUGUAUUAACAUAUAUGCAAGAAAAAGUUAGCGUUAUAAUUUUUACAAUAAAUUUUAUAGGUAAAAAAUUAAAAAGAAAACAUGUUCCAGAAGAAGUUGUUAUUUCUUUGGAAUUUCUAAAUUUCUGUGUAAAGAAUUUAGGUUUGUUUUUCGCUAGAUUUAUUGAUGAAAAUUUUAUGAAAAAGAUAAGUAAACUUUUAAGAACAACAACUUUAAAAAAAUCAUUAACAAAAGAUGUUAAAUCGAAAUUAUCCAAAUUUUUAAUAGUACCAAUUAUACAUCCAGGUGUAGCUACAGAUCCAAGACUUCAUUUUAUUAAAAGAAAAAUUCUAUUCAUGAUGCAAUUAUGGCAUGAUUCUUUUAUAUUACAUCAACAUAUAUGUACUGCAAUAUUUUCUGAAUAUAAAUCAUUAAAAGAAAAAGGUAUUACAUUCCCUAUUAUUAAUAAAGCUGAGAAGUUUUUUGUAAAAAAUGCUGAUAAGUCUCCAUCAUUUUCUGAUGAUAAUAUACUUCAUGAUAUACCCUUAAAUUUAUCACAAAUUAAUAAUAUUAUGAAAAGUCUAAAAGGAAUAAAAAAUAUGAACAAUGGUCAAGAAAAAAUUAAAUGUAUACAAAUUGUUUCCAAGUAUAAAAAUGACAUAUUACAAUCUAUAAACAAAUUAUCUGAUUAUAAAGGAAACUCUAAUAUAUCAGUAACUUUAAAUUCUUUAUUAUAUAUUAAUGAUCAAAUAUGUAUUUUUGAAAAAUAUAUUGAAAAAGAAAACUCGGAAAAUUUACAAAAUAAACAAGAUAAUAAUAAUAAUAAUACAGAUAAACGUUUAGAAAAUAGUAAUGACAACCACCAAGAUAAUCAUAAUGAUAAUAAUGUUAAUAAUAAUAUUAAAAAAAAAAGUAAGAAAAAAAAUAAAAAUAAUAGAGAUAGUACCGAAAUGGACCAUCUUAAUAAUAUCAUUUUUAAUAAAUAUGAUCCAUGGAAUGUUGAACAAAAAAAUGAAAAUAAUAAUGAAAACGAUAAUGUCAAUAAAUUGUUUUUUAACAAUGACUCAGAUCAUUUUAAUCAAAAUCAAAAAAAUACAUCAUUUAAAAAUUUAGUAAAUAAUCAAAAUAAUGACACUUUGUUGUUUAAUAAUGAUAUCAUGUUUUCAUUUGCAGAAAAUGAUUUACAUAAUGUAAAGGAUAUUUCAAAAAAAAAUGAAAACAAUAUAUUAUUAGAUCAUAUAGAAAAUAAUAAUAAUAAUAAUAAUAAUAAUAAUAAUGGUAAUAAUAUUAUGCAAGCUAGUGAAAAUACAGUAGUAAAUGUUGAUGAUAAAUAUAGUUUUUUUAACGAAUUAAAUGAUUUUGAAUAUAAUUCAUAUAAUAUAUCAUCUAGCCAAAAUAUAAACAAAUUGGAACUUAAUAAUAAUAAUAAUAUUAAGGAUUAUUCAUGUGGAAAAGACACAAUAUCGGAUCCUCUGCACGAUACAUUGAAUAAUCAAAAAACAAAUGACAUUUCAAAGGAGAAAGAAAAAUUAGAUGAUCCCAUAAGUAAUCAAAUAAAUCAUUUAAACUCAUCAAGUUUGAAUAUUUUAAAUAAUAAUAUGCGUGAUGAUUCAAAAGAAUUGAAUAAUGAAUUUAUCAAUGAGAAAAAUAAUAUUUAUAUGGAAACAGACAAUCUAAGUUUUAGUAACUUCAAGAGACAGGAUUUACAUGAAUUCAAUAAUGAAAAUACACCUUUUACAACCAAUGAAAUAAAAAAUGAUAAUUUACAAUUCAAUAAUGAGGAUAAUGAUUUUUUGAAUGACAAACAUGAUAAUACUAAUUUAAAGCUAGAAAAAAAUAACAUUAUAUUAAAAGAAGAAAGGAAUAAAUCACUAUACUUAGAUAAUAAUAAUAAUAAUAAUAAUAAUAAUGAUACGAAUAGAGAUAAUACCUUAAACGUUUAUGAUAAUUUAAUGAUAGAUAAUACAUCUUAUAUUAUAAGUACCGAUACAUCUUCUUAUAAACCAAAAAGUUCUCCUGAUAUAAAAAAUCAUUCCAUUGGAGACAAUGAACAAAAUUAUAAAAACGAUGACAAUCAUUUGAAUUAUACAUAUAAUGAAGAUAAUAACUUAUCAAAGGAAGAAGAUGUGAAAGAGAUGAAUGUUUAUGAUCACAUGAGUAAAGAUAAUUAUCACGAUUUAUUUGACACAUUUGGAUUUAAUACAAAUGAGGAGAAAGAUCAAAAGGAAGAAGCUAACAAAAAUAUGCCUAUUGAAAAUAUUAUUACUGAUAAUAUUAGUAAGGAAAAUGUUGAUAAAAUAGAGUAUAAAAUUAAUGCCAAAUCAAAUGAUGAAAACUAUUCAGAUCAUAAUACGCAAAAGGUUGAUGAUAUUGAACAUAUGUAUAAUAAUAAUAUGGAAAAUAAUGACAAUAAUAAUAAGAAGAGUGAUAAUAUUGAAGAUAAUAAUAAUAAUAAUAAUAAUUAUGAUAAAGUGCUAAAUAAAGAUAAUGAAGUUAUUUUGGAUCCAUUAGACAACAAUAAAAUAAAUGCGGAAUAUGAUAAUACUCCUGCAGAGCAUAUUGUAACAAAUAAUGAAAAAAUUGAACAUGUCAAAAAUAAUAAUACUAAUAAUAAUAUAUCCAUACAACAUAAUGAAAAUGAACAAAAGAGUGAUGAAGAUGAAGAUAAAGACGACGACUCGAACGAUAUUAAUUUUGAUGAAAUUGAUGAAAUCACAAAAGCUAUAGAUGAUCUCAACGAUAAUUUUGAAAGUAUGGAUAUGUAUAAAUAUGAUCAUUAA